Molecule: messenger RNA, 1733 nt
Organism: Paramacrobiotus metropolitanus
Lineage: Eukaryota; Metazoa; Tardigrada; Eutardigrada; Parachela; Macrobiotidae
Product: doublesex- and mab-3-related transcription factor A2-like
Exons: 3
Coding region: 193-1431 (412 amino acids)
Biological process (GO): sex differentiation; regulation of transcription by RNA polymerase II
Cellular component (GO): nucleus
Molecular function (GO): protein binding; DNA-binding transcription factor activity, RNA polymerase II-specific; RNA polymerase II cis-regulatory region sequence-specific DNA binding
Source: RefSeq, a predicted model, not a curated record
UUAAAACUCUCAUUCAAGCCAAAGAUCGGUUAGUUGGAAGUGUUUGACCGCAACUUACAUCCCUGCACUUUCACAAUGAUCAGUUACCGUGCAGCGUUCUAUCCUAAGAUAUAAAUGUUUAAUUUGCUUUAGAUCGAGGAGUACUGCAGCGCUAUCUGUAUUGUUACGUUAUCGGAAAUAUAAUAUUCAGAAAUGUCUGCGUCGCCUGACCCAACGUUUGAGCAAGGUAGCAUGAACGGUUCGGCACUGGGCCUGCCCGUUCCCGGGACAUUGUCGCAAAAUGCUCUUCAUCCCGCACUACUGCUACGGGCAUCCGAGCGCUAUCAGCGAACACCAAAAUGCGCCCGCUGUCGCAAUCACGGUGUUGUGUCCGCGUUAAAAGGGCAUAAGCGAUAUUGCCGGUGGAAAGAUUGUCUAUGUGCGAAGUGCACACUGAUUGCCGAACGACAGCGUGUAAUGGCAGCGCAGGUGGCUCUGCGAAGACAACAGGCACAAGAAGAAUCGGAAGCGCGCGAGAUCGGCUUGUUAUAUGCCAGUGGUGCACCGGGACUUUUUCAGGCUAUGCAACAAGCGAAUGGCAUAACAAUGUCCGCCGGCGGACAAAACGGCCAUUUCCGACGUGAUCCUUCCAGGAAGCAUCCCGACAGCGAGGCUGGAUCAGAUGACUCGGAAAAUGAACGAACCAGUCCAGAACCGACAAAGAAACCACUGGCGAAGAAGCUAAAGAAUAGCGCCGUACGAUCAAUGGCCGAUAUGCUCGACAGUGUCGCGGUGCCUGCGCGUGUCAACGCGCAGGAAAGGUCACUGGAGCCGGAAGAUAGUCAAGAGACGGUUAAACGGGAGGAGAAAGAUAAGUCCAAAAGUCCGGAACGAACGGAAACGCCCAACAGCCACGGCAACAGCGAGGAUAAUGUAUCGGACAUCGAGUCCGAUUCCUCAAAAGGCGAAUGCAAGAACACGAUGUUUAGUGCUGCUCGGCUACACAAGAAACGCGAUCCCUUAGAUGUUCUGGUGCGACUGUUUCCCACGCAGCCGCGCCCCGUGCUUGAAAUUGUUCUACGGGAGAAUCAUGGUGAUCUCUUACAAGCCAUUGACCACGCGAUGAAUAUUCAGAACACUAACGCCAAUUCCACCAUGCAGCCCAGCCCACAGCAUCCGACAGCCGGACCGAUGCCGUUGAAUCCCGGCUUCUUACCGCGUAAUCCCUUUUUUUCGCGCUUCUAUCCGCCUGUCAAUAUGGAAGCCAUGAAAUCGGCCUUCUCGCCCAUUCACAUGGUGCAUCCGGGGUCCGGUGGACUGCCACGCUUUCCCGCCGACCAACCGCUUCUAACAUUUCCUUAUUUGGGCUUCCGGCCACCCGGAAUGGAAUACCCGUUUCAGUCGACCGGUAGCAAUUUGAGUGAGGUGGGACUACUAUCGAAGAAGAAGUAACAAACACAUAUUAUCCUGUGCAAACACAUUGCGCAUGUUUGUUUGGCGCUAAAAUUAGGCAGUGGUUACUUUUGGAUCGGUGGAGAAUAUGUCGACUUAGCAGAUUGCAGGUGUCACUCUAACUCCAAUGAGUAUGUAUUUAAAUUUUCAGUUUGUGAAUGUAUCCACUUCUUUAAUCCACAUAACUUGUGUAUCUUAUUUUAUUUCUGUUUAAAGUGUCACUAUGGGAUCCAUAUCUAUAAACUUCGAUGUGUGUUUUGUAUGUAGCUCGUAUUGUAUUACACGGUAAUCACACGGUGAAA